Messenger RNA from Tachysurus vachellii, 4201 nucleotides. It is a transcript of the gene agtr1b, whose product is annotated as angiotensin II receptor, type 1b. Gene Ontology annotation, biological process: immune response; G protein-coupled receptor signaling pathway; regulation of vasoconstriction. The coding region runs from base 273 to 1364 and encodes 363 amino acids. The transcript is spliced from 2 exons. Gene Ontology annotation, cellular component: membrane. Gene Ontology annotation, molecular function: angiotensin type II receptor activity. NCBI's taxonomy places the organism in Eukaryota, Metazoa, Chordata, Actinopteri, Siluriformes, Bagridae. The record is from RefSeq and is a predicted model, not a curated record.
GUGUGUGUGUGUGUGUGUGUGUGUGAGACUGACAGGUGGUUUUGUUGCUCAUCUGGACUUUGUGUUCCAAUUUGGGUUAAGGACCCUUAUUUAUCUGAAGCUCCUUCACGCAGACGCUCUCAAACUCCAGCUCCUCGUCACCAGGCGAUGGUGAGGCCGCGGAAAACUGUGCUAGAGAAGUGAUCAGCCAGAUGCACCCUGUGGACGUAGCACCAAGUUUGCAAAUGUAGGCUCUUACGACCUUUGACAGUGUAAAGACCAUAAAUAGAGAAAUGGAGAAUCUAACAGCGGAAUCGAACGAGGCUUUGCCACUGAAGUGCAACAUGACCGGCAGCCACAAUUUCAUCUUUACCUUUGUACCCGUUGUCUACGCUUGCAACUUCAUAAUUGGGAUGGUGGGUAACAGCAUGGUUGUUGCUGUUAUCUAUCGCUACAUGAAGCUGAAGACAGUCGCCAAUGUGUUCUUGCUCAAUUUGGCUGUAUCGGAUCUUACCUUCCUUGUCACUCUGCCCAUGUGGGCAACGUUCACUGCCUUGGGCUACCACUGGCCAUUUGGAAGUCUUCUGUGCAAAGCCAGUGCAGGUCUGGCUAUCUUCAACCUCUACACUAGUAUAUUUUUCCUGACUGCACUCAGUGUGGAUCGCUACUUGGCCAUCGUUCACCCCAUGGGCUCACAGCGGCGGCGUACGCUCCUCUAUGCCCGAAUUAUCUGCGUUCUUGUGUGGGUUUUUGCCUUUGUUCUGAGCAUGCCUACUGCACUAAGCAGGGACAUUUACAAGGUCAAAGAUCACCCCUCUACACUUUGUGGAAUCUUGAGUAACAAGCAGAUCCAUCUUCUGGUGUCUCUCAGCAUUUUGAAGAGUGUACUGGGGUUCCUUGUGCCUUUCUUUAUCAUCAUCACCUGUAACUGCCUGAUGGGUUGUGCCCUGUUGAAAGCCAAAGGUUUGCUGAGGAAGAGCUCACGCUCUCAGGAAGACGAGACUUUGCGUAUGCUAGCUGCUGCUGUCCUGGCCUUCUUCGUCUGCUGGGCUCCUCACCAGGUCUUCCACUUCAUAGAGCUUCUGGCAAUGCUAGGAGUGCUGAAAGACUGCCAUGUUCUGGAUGUCAUCGACACAGCUAUGCCCUUCAGCAUAUGCCUGGCUUACAUUAACAGUUGCAUUAACCCUAUUCUCUAUGGCUUCGUAGGUCACAACUUUCGCAAGAACCUCCUGAGGUUGCUGCACUGUGAGUCAAGACCUGUUACGAGAAAUUCCAGUAUCAGCACCAAGAUGACUACUCUGUCCACCAGAGCUUCUCAAGUGCUGCGUCUGUCUAAGAAAGACUCUGAGUAUAACACUAACACCGUGGAAGACCCAAAGACUUAGCACAGUGCGAAGGUCAUCUUUCUUGCUUAACUGUUUGUCUUUAAGUUUAAAGAUCUUCAAACUAUUAAUACAUAUUUUACCAUAAUAGUUUCAAAUGAAGUGUAGGGUUUUUCCAUCCCGUUUCAAUCCGAAAAUGAGCAGCAUGCACACUGGCAAGUGCUUUUCCUUCAUAUACUACACUACAGGCUGUUAGCAGAGGCCAGUUUAGUGUGAGAUUUAUUUUAUUUUGCCAAACUGGGUGUAAAUUAAGGCAUUGCUUUAGUUGUUCUGAACUUCAAUGCCAGUGCCAAAAAAAAACAUUUUGCAGAAACUAUAUGUUUCAGUGCUGCUUGUCUAUUGGGAUUAUUUUAUGAUAUUUGGCAACUUUGUUUACACUGCGUAAGUCACGUCACAACUAACAAAUACAAGACUUUAAAGACGUUUUUUGUUUUUUUUUUGCCAGCGCUUUAAACAUUAUAUGUAGUCGUAGUUGACUUCAAGAAGAAAGCAGUACAGUUGAAUUACAGACACAAGUUUGUACAGACACAAGUCUGCUUACAGCAUGAAUUAGUUGAAGAUUUGUUUUAAGCUCACUUGAGCUCCUAACCCACUUCCACAAAGGUCACAUCCAGCUCCCUCCAGUCCAUACUCAUAAUAUCUUACACAUUUCUUGACUUGUGUUCAUAACAACUAAGAUAGACAAGAUAAAGAUAAACUUUUUAUGAAGCUAAACUGUCCUAAAUGAACCUUCUUGCUCUCUGUAACAUGUUCGUCUAAGCUCUGUCCUGUAUUCCAGUAAAUCCUUGUCUAUUUUUAAUGCAAGGUUAUGUACAUAUUGUGAAACACCAGUCUAUUAGUGGUAUUACUAAUCAAACUUGGCUAGUCUGAUGGGAAAAUCAAUGUAAACACUACUUCAGGUUCUAGUUAUGUAAACAUGCAAUCAACCAGUGCAAAGGUUGUCAAAAUGUUUAGUCAGAGAGCGCUUUGCAGACAAACUAUUUAAAAUAUUUAUGUAUAUGGGUACAAUUAUAUUUUUAUGAUUUAUAUGUAUAAAAAGUUUAAGAAUGGGGGGGGAUGGAUAGCUUGUAUGUAUUAUAUUAUUGCAUUGUGAGGGUUUUUUGACCUCUAUUGGUCCCCAAAUCUUCAGCCUCCAUCCAUUACUUAAGCAAAGAUAACCACUCACUCACUCACUCAUUUCACUCGGGUCACGGGGAGCCUGUGCCUAUCUCAGGCGUCAUCGGGCAUCAAGACAGGAUACACCCUGGACGGAGUGCCAACCCAUCACAGGGCACACACACACACUCUCAUUCACUCACGCACUACGGACAAUUUUCCAGAGAUGCCAAUCAACCUACCAUGCAUGUCUUUGAACUGGGGAGGAAACCGGAGUACCCGAAGGAAACCCCCGAGGCACGGGGAGAACAAGCAAACUCCACACACACAAGGCGGAGGCGGGAAUCGAACCACAACCUUGGAGGUGUGAGGCGAAUGUGCUAACCACUAAGCCAUCGUGCCCCCCAAAGAUAACCAAAUUUCUAAUAUUUGUUUCUCUUAUACAACUGAGUAGCUGAGGGUUAAGGGCCUUGCUCAAGGGCCGACAAGAGGCAGUUUGGUGGACCUGGGAUUUGACAACUUUCUGAUUAGUCUACCAACUAAGGUUCACCACUGAGCUAUCACUGCCCUGUAGUUAUGUGUUUCUGUAGCUAGCUUAACUCCUACCAACUUGUCCAAAAUUGACAAAAUUUGUUAAUUUAAUUUUUAACACAACACAAAAUGACCUACUGACUUCUUAAGCAUCACAUUUUCAUUGAACAGGUUUAAUCGCCAUGUCACUGAAUUUAAUUAUGGUUAAUGUACCUUAAUUAAUAAUGGUUAAUGUACCAUUAAACCACAUAAGUGAAAAAGAAUCAGGGCAGAAAUUGUGAGCUAGUCAGAUGAUGACCUUCAAAGUAAAGGAAAAUUUGUGGUCACAGUAGUUGGGUUUUUUUUUUUGUUUGUUUGUUUGUUUGUUUUUUCUCUCGGUCGUACAAAAAAUUAUCACUUGCUUUAAUCAGGUUGAAUGAAUAAUUAUAAAAUUCCACUCAACUUUUUCCACUCAACUUCUCUUUGGUGCAAGUAAACAAAACAGUACAGCUUAUCAAACAGGACAGUGCAGAUGUAGCCUAAAGCUAGUGCGUGGUUCAGAAUGAAGAUGUGAUGUCGGGUUUAAACGCUUAGACCAGAUUCGGAGAAAUGACACGGGGAAGAUGCAUUUUAAUCGCUGUAUUUUUAUUAACAUUGUUCUUAACGUCUGAAGAAAAUAAUUAAACAUACAUUUAGACAUAGAUGCAUCAGGGAUCUACAGGAGAUCUCAUGAUUAAAAAUCAUUCCAUUCUCAUUGCUAAUCUCAGUUAAUCUUGUAUAUAGAGGAAUUUGUGGACCACACACACAAUUUAGAUACAAAAAAAAAGAUAAUUUCAGGUCUUGAGAAGUUGAUAUGAUACUCAACAUGUAUAAAACACUGAAAUAUUCUCAGCUUUAGAUAGAUCAACUUAAUAUAUUCAUCUUAACUGUGUAUUUAAGACUGCUCACCUGUUGUCUUUCUCUUACUAGUAAAAUUGUCAUGAGUUAGAGACUGUAUGUGGCUGUAAAUAGAAACUGAUUGUUUUAGUACGUUUCAUAUUUGUCAAAUGUGUACAUAGUUGGUUUCGGUAUUUGUAUUGGUAUUUAAAAUAUGUUGUCUUAGUAACAUGUAUGGUUUUAUAUAUCAUAAAAAUGUUAUCAAUGAAUGGAUUAUUGCGACAAAUGUGUGUAUUUAGUUAUGCAACUUUUGUUUUAUCUUUGUGUUGUAUCUGUGUGGCAGGCUGGGAAAGUUUUAU